AUGGCUGAUUUUCCGAAACUUCCGAGAGUUAAGAUAGAUGAUGAGAAUAUGGAAAAAAUUCAUUGCGGGGCACGAAAAGGACAGACAGAGGAAGUAAAGCGUCUGGUGGAGCAGGGUGUCGAUCCUGGUAUUAUGAAUAAGUUUGGUUGUACUGCGCUGCAUUUAGCUUGCAAGUACGGUCAGGUGGAUACGGCGAAAUUCCUUGCCCCCUUGUCUGAUUCCUUUGGUUCAUGGCAUGGACACAAACCUCUGCAUCUUGCUGUUCUUGCAAAUAAUGAGGAGCUUGUGGAAGUUGUUUUGGAAGGAGCAAAGGAUCGUGGCCGUAAUGUUGAAAUUAUGGUGAAUGAUUGUGAUGAUUAUGCUGUUGAUGAGAUGGGUGAACACCAUAAACACACAGAUGGACAAACAGCGCUUCACUGGUGUGUAGCGCUAGGUGAAAAAUAUUUGCCAAUGCUUAAAUUGCUUAUUAAGCUUGGCGCUUCCCCAACGGCAAAGAAUAAAGAAAACACAACAAGUUUAAUGUACGCUAUAGAAAUGAAGAAUGAUGAAGCUAUGGAGGCUAUGCUGUCUGGUGUAAAACCGCAACAAUUGCGUUUGGACUAUCAAGACAAAGAUGGUAGAACACAUUUGCAUUAUGCUAUCUUGAAUAAUCGUGAAGAUUAUGCCAUGCGUUUUAUUGAGAUGGGCCACGAUGCAGAAGUGGAGGAUGAUAAUCAUGUUACACCUCUUUUCCUCGCACUUCGUGCUGCUAUGCCUAAAUUAUUGGAUUAUCUCCUGCAGAAUGUGGACAGUUUCUCAGUUCAACAGGCUCCUUUUCAUAAUGGUACAGUAAUGGUACCAGAACGUAUUGAGUGGCUUCCAUUUGCCACUGAUGAGGAGGCACGUGCUGAGUGCAUAAAAUUAUUCCAAAAACGUUUGGACGAGGUCUCUCUCAAACCAGAACCAACCGAAAAGAAGAAGGCCAAACCGACAGUGAAGAAGAUGAAACUCGCCCCCUCUGCUCCUAUUCGUAGCCGGAGCAUCGGAAAUGCAUCUGGACUGCGCAGCCGAAGCAAUGGGAAUCGUGGCCAUGUCAAAUAA
Molecule: messenger RNA, 1080 nt
Organism: Trypanosoma theileri
Lineage: Eukaryota; Euglenozoa; Kinetoplastea; Trypanosomatida; Trypanosomatidae
Product: ankyrin
Exons: 1
Coding region: 1-1080 (359 amino acids)
Molecular function (GO): protein binding
Source: RefSeq, a predicted model, not a curated record